Tachyglossus aculeatus (Australian echidna) is the source of this 2487-nucleotide messenger RNA. Its product is annotated as triadin-like. The record is from RefSeq and is a predicted model, not a curated record. The transcript is spliced from 21 exons. Gene Ontology annotation, cellular component: sarcoplasmic reticulum; membrane. The coding region runs from base 1 to 1749 and encodes 582 amino acids. Lineage: Eukaryota; Metazoa; Chordata; Mammalia; Monotremata; Tachyglossidae. Gene Ontology annotation, molecular function: signaling receptor binding.
AUGCUCUUGGACCCCUCCAUUUUUGCUGAGGAAACAGAGUGGCUACCAUCUUCCCUCCCACCACUGAAGGUCUUUGCUCCCAGUAUUCUUCAUGGCCACGGGGCCAGUGAUAAAAGCAGCUCCGUCAAGCUUUUGGACUCUCCUGUCUCCAACGAGAGAGCAAGAAAAGAAGAGGACAAGAAAGCAACUCCUGACAAGAAAGGGACUUCUGAUACUAAAAAGAAAGAAAAAGAUGAUGUUGAAAAGAAAGCAGUGAAAGAAACUCUUGUCGAAGCGAAGAAAAAAGAGCCGGGGAAAAUUCCGGAAGCCAAACAAGGCACGACGAAAUCUGCAGCCCAGGGAUCAAAAAAGGAAGACAAGAAAGAAGCCUCCAAGACAACAACUUCGCCUAAGACAGCAGAAGCAAAAUCACCAAAGAAGGAGACUUCUGCCCAAAGUGAGAAACAAGCCAAAGCAAAGCCCGAAAGAACCAAAAGCGAAGCCUCCUCAACCAAGAAAGCCAUCCCUGCCAAGAAGGAAGAAAAAACAUCAAAGCCUGUGGAGCCAGAAAGAGUGAAAGAUAAAGCUGCAAAAUCUUCUUCAGUCCUGAAAGAUAAAGAGCCCAGGGUGAAAAAUGUGUCAACUUCAGAGGCUGUUAAGGGGAAGUGCAUGAAGACUUCAGACCCUGUGAAAGCCAAAGAUGGUAAGAUGCUAGAACCUCUCAAAGCAAAAGAAGGGAAGGCACCAGACUAUCUGAAAGUGAAGGUUGUGAAGACUCCGGAACCUCUCAAGGUAAAAGAUGUCAAGACCUCAGGACCUCUCAAAGUAAAGGAGGAGAAGAUUCCUGAACCUCUCAAAUCAAAGGCCCCGAAGACUCCAGAACUUCUCAGGUUGAAAGAUGUACCGAGACCAGAACCUCACAAGACAAAGGAUGGGAAGACUCCAGAACCUCUCAAAGCAAAGGGCCUAAAGACUCCAGAACCUCUCAAGAUGAAAGAUCUAAAGCCCCCAGAACCAUUCAAAACAAAGGAUGGGAAGACUCCAGAGCCUUUCAAAGUCAAAGAUACAAAGACUUCAGAACAUCUCAAAAUCAAAGAUGCUAAAACCCUGGAAACUCUCAAAGUGAAAGAUGUGAAGACUCCAGAACCUCUCAAAGUCAAAGAUACAAAGACUUCAGAACCUCUCAAAGUCAAAGAUACAAAGACUUCAGAACCUCUCAAAGUCAAAGAUACAAAGACUUCAGAACCUCUCAAAAUCAAAGACAAGAAGACUCCAGAACCUCUCAAAGUCAAAGAUGGAAAAACUCCAGCUUACCCAAAGGAGAAAGCUACAGUAAUGCAAGAAGUCCAGAAGAGAGAACCUGAGAUUCAAAAAGUUGAAAAACCCACAAAAACAGAACCUGAUGUCAAAAAAGAAGACAAACCAGUCAAACCAGAACUGGAAGCUGAUCAUCAUGGAAAAGAAACAACUCUCACCAAAUCGGAUAAGAAAAAAGCAGAAAAGCCUGAAAAAGAAAGUGACGGAGAAGCUACAACAAAGAAGCAACUAAAAGAGGAAAAAGAACGCAUCGAGGAUGUUACUUCCACCAAGAAGGAUGGAGAAGAAUCUGAAGACAUCACAUCCACUAAGAAAGAAAGAGGCCCAGUCAGUUUCUUCCAGUGCGUCUACUUGGAUGGGUACAAUGGAUACGGCUUUCAGUUUCCUGUGACUCCAGCUCACCACCCUAGAGAGCCUGUAAAGUCACCAGAGCAGAAAUCCCGAGGACAGUAGAGAGUCGUGCCACCUGUGAUUUUUGAGGUUUUGUUUUUUUAAAAGGUUUUGAAUACUAAAUUGACUCUGUUCCACAGUGGUACCCACAUCUAUAGGACUGGAAAUCCAGCCUCCCACCAGCAUCGGAAAAUGUCGCUACGGACCCUAGGGGUAGGUCUAUAUACCCCUUGGGUUUAAAAGCUCCUGGGAUAUUUCUAAGUCAGUCAAUCAAUCAAAAGCAUGCAUCAGGGCCUGCUCUGUGUAAAGUAGCUUACUACGCCCUUGGGAGAGCACAAUAGACUUAGUACCCAUCAACCCUUUCCCUCAAGGAGUGACGAUCUGAGAUGUCUGAUUUGUGUUGAGUGUAAUUAAAUGGCAACUUUCCCCAUGGGCUAUUUAAAGAAAGAAAUGGAAAACUUGGACAAGAUUCUUUCAUGACCAGCAUCGAAACCCAGCCUGAAAUGAAAUUCCUGAUUCGAGGAAGAGUUGCUAAUUCUUAAAAAAUAUGUUCCACCGGCGCUUGUCUGUUGUAUAACUGUCUACGUUUGUAUUAAGUGCGUGUUUGAACUUUGCAAACCUCUGUAAGGUGAAGUGAAAGAGCAUCAUCUUGCUCAGGAAUGUAUGUAGCUAAAGGAUGGCAGUGCUUGAAGACUGUUCACAUGAUGUGUUUUUUGCAAGUUCAUCUCAUUGUCCUCUUCACAUCCCAAAAUGUCUCUCCUUAGCUGGUGCAUCAGAUGAUAGAGGCAUAGUGGCAAUCUA